Molecule: messenger RNA, 180 nt
Organism: Sphenostylis stenocarpa
Lineage: Eukaryota; Viridiplantae; Streptophyta; Magnoliopsida; Fabales; Fabaceae
Source: the annotation of a GenBank genome assembly
AUGAGUUGUGUACAGCGUACUCUUAAUAACCAUGCAUGCAUGCAGUCAGCUGCUACUCUCAAGGUAGCAGACAACAGAUGCUAUGCAUACGUUGACAUGAGAGAAGAAUACUUCACAUUGAGAAAACGAAAAUUUAAAUCUGCAUGUGGAAAAUGUGAAGGCAGGGAAGAAAGAAAGUAA